AUGCCGCGGCCGGUGAUCUAUGAGUAUGACCCGGCCACCGGCCAGACGCUGGCCACCUCACUGGCGGAGGACCUCUUCCCGGUCUCGUUGGCGGACAUAGCUGAAGAGCCUGCAGGGUCCGCUGCUGCUUCUGAGGCUGCCCCCCCGCCACCGCCGCUGCCACCGGCGACGCCGCUGGGGCCAAGGCCACUUCAGCCUGCGGACUUCCUCAGAGGCCCCGCGCCUAGCCCGCCGGAGCCACAGCAACGUCUUAGCGAGGCUGGCAAGGCCAAAGUUCGGCGAGCUGUCAAGAAGGCGCCUACGCUGGAUGAUCUCGAGGAAAUCGAGCGCGCGCUUGACUCGGGCAGGAUCUCCGGCGCCUUGGCGGCACGCCUGAAGCUGGGCCCCGCAGACUUCGAGAGUCAGCCCUUGCCGCUGGGAGCGCAGAUUCUGAAUCCGUCUGGCCUCCAGAAGGUGCGAACCUUCAUCGAGUUUGCCACAGACCUGAAGAAGCUGUCAGAAGUCGACCAGGCGCUGAAUGCCGGCGAUGUGUUCCGCCUGCGAACCAUGCUGAACCUGCAGCCGCAGGACAUCCGGCAGCCAGGCAGCGAGCCUCCGGAGCCGGAGGAGGAGUACGAUCCAUUUGCAACCGCACCAGCGCCUGAGGUGCAAGUGCAGGAGGCUCCAAAGCCCGAGCCAUCCAAGAAGGUGAAAAAAUCCAAGAAGCGGGACCAGGAGGGUGCUUUGGAGAAGCUGUCGGCGUAUGACGGCGCGGAGGACCAGCCAGACAAGCGGCAGAAGCUGCAGGAGCCCCAAGAGUUGGCGUGGCCAAUGAGCUGGACCUGGCUGCUCAGCCGCACCCAGCAGCACCCCGAAUUUCGACAGCCUCCAAUGACCUCAGACACCCGGUGGGUGGAGGAGCCGGAGGCAUCUGAGGGAGAUGAGCCUUUAGCUAUUGCGAUCGCAACUUCUCUGGUGUACGUGGGGGACACAGCCAGCGGCUACGACCCACGACACCUUGCAAGGCUGGCCGCGGUGGAUGAGAAAGGCCAGCUGUUGCUGGACCUCUACGCUUCUCCGCGCAGCAAAUUGCUGGACUGCCGCUCUCACAUCACUGGAAUCAGCAAGGAGGUGCUGGAGUCGGAUUCCAUACCCUUCGAGGAUGUGCAGAGCAAGCUGCUGGAACGGCUGAGGCCGCGCACCAUCCUGGUGGGGCAUUGCUUGAGCGCUGAUCUCGAGGCGUUGAAGCUUUGGCACGGGCCUCUGGUGGAUGUGGCAUUGCUAUUUCCAGUGGACACCCGCAAGAAGUACCAGUACCACCCCUUGCGGUACAUCGGCGAGAGAGUUCUGCUGAUAGCAGCCACACCAGAGGAGGCAGACCGCCAGCCUCUGGAUGCGGUGGAAGCCGCGCGCCUGUCCAUGAGGCUGGCCAUGCAUGAAGCAGCACAAUCAGUGCCCGCGCAGCCCUUCCCGCCCAGAGAAGGCAGCGGCCGCGAGUUGGUGAUUCGGCACAUUCCUGCGGGUUGGGGUACGUCAGCUGCCAAGCGCUUGCAUGAAGCGGUUCCUGGCAUCGGCGAGGUCUCUGUGCGGUGGAUGCUCAACGACCUGGACCCCACAGAUUGGAGGGGGGAGGCCGUGGUCUUCUUCCACCAUCCAUAUGCUCGAGAUGAUGUCUUCAAGUCUGUGAAGGGCAUGGUGGACCUGCAUGUCCAAUGGCAAGAUGCGCCGGGUGCACCACCACUGGGCGCCUUCCUGUCCGAACAGGCUCUGGUCGAGGCUUUCUCCAGUUUCGGCAUGGUAGUCUGUGCUCGCAUUCCAAAGCGCCCGACAACUCAGGAACCGCAAUCAUUUGCCUUCAUCUCCUACCUGGAAGCUGAGGACGCCUUCCGGGCGUCCAAGAAGCCUGCGGUGGAGGUGCCCAUCACCGCAUCCUGGCAGCUGGAGCUCAAGCCCAGGCUCGCCAAGUUCGGCAAUAGCACCGACAAGCGGGUGGCCGUCAAGGUGGACGAAGAUGAUGUGGGCUUCGACUGGAUCCAUCUCAUCAAGAGGUGCGCGCGGCAUUCCGCAGCCCCGGAGUUGUUCCAUACGAUGCGAUGUAGGUACCUUAGCGGCCUGCUUUUCGCGCAGCUGUUCCACUCGUCGAUCGCGGCAUCGUGGAUUAGAAAAGAGGUAGAGAUCGGCGCGCAUGCACAGCUGACAGAAGUGAAUGGCUGGCACCAGGCCCGAAACUCAUCGGGAUCUGACAGCGAGCAUGACAGUGUGGACCCAGAUGACAAAAAGGUUUGGACACUGAUCCACGAUGGGAGUGAGCCCAAUGCCAAUUUGACGGACAUGAUGCGAGAGAUUGUUACGCCGCCUGAAAAAGAAUCCCAGAAAGGUGCCAACACAGUUGCACCGAGCGCUACAGAUUCGGAGGCAAGCGCACCGGAAGAGGCAAACUCACCAGCUGAAGACCCUGCACCAAGCGAGGAAGAGGUGACCGUGGAUGCAGCAGCUGCUGCAUAUGUGGCAACAGCCAAAGCGCCAAUGAGGAUAAGAGAAGCAGCCCCGCAUCCAAGCAAGGGAGGCAACUCGAAUCAUUCUGGAUUCUCCCCUUUUCUGGGGAUUGCAGACUUAUCCUAUCCUACCUGGACAUUUGUGCAUCCUCAGGUUCAACCGAAGGGAUACCGCACGGCGACGAGGAGGGUGUUCCAUGGAUCUCCAGUGAUCGACUCGGAUUCCAAUGUGUACAUCCCUAGCACGUCCGGGUGGAUCUAUUCUCUGACGAAGGAGGGCGACUUGCGCUGGUCCUUCGACCUCAACUCGGAGGAUCCGCAAAAUCCCAGCAACCUGGCGUUGCUGGACGGCACAGCCUUCGUAUGCACGGAGGACGGAGUGGCUUGGGCCAUUGACAUGGUGGGAGGCCUCGAGAGGUGGAGGCAGAAGAUUGCCACGCAUUGCUCCACUGAUUCGUUCUCCAUUACUGCUAGCAACGGAACUGUGCUGAUCCCAUGCAAUCCUGCCAAUGGUGACGAGCCAGACAACAUAGAGGGCAGUACCGCUAUUUGCGCCGUUGCGGAGAAGGAUGGGAGCUCCAAGUGGACGUACCACCUGAACAGCAAGGGGUACAACCUGGCUCCCAGCAUUGUGGGCAACAAGGUCUACUUUAGCGAUCUGGAGGGCACUGCAUACUCGAUCUUCUUGGAGGACGGACGAGAGAUGUGGAGGCACCCGGGCCCCAAGCACGUCAGCUUCUCCUCUGCCUCUUCAGUGGUUGGGCACGACAGCCAGAUGUACAAUGUCUUCAAUGUGGCCAAGGGGGGUAGUUCAGAGGGCAACAUCCGCUGCCAUGAUCUUCACCACGGCGAUAUCUUGUGGUCUAAGUCCUUCUCGCAAGGCAUCAAUGCUGCCCCAGCUGUGGGACCAGUGGGGCCCAAGAACCGCACGAUGCUCAUCGUGGCGCUGGGCAACAACCCGCAGUGCCUGCCCGAGCCCACCAUCGGAGCUCGCCAGCAUUCGCAAGUGGUGGCCUUGGAUGGGCAAACGGGCCAAACAAUUUGGACCUUCACUGCCCCGGAAUACGCGCUCUCUACGGCAGGCAACACCCCCUGGGAGAUUUGCUGCCCAAGCCUGUGGAGCCAGCCAACCCUGACCGCGGAUGGGCGUGCCUAUGUCAACUGGUCCGGGGGUAAGCUCUUCUCGAUGCUGGACGUGAACGGCGACGGCACGAUCGACGCGAACGAUCCCAGGGAGUUUUCGUUCUAUCAUCAUGGGAAGGGCUCCAACAGUCAGACGGCCCUGGCUCCGGAUCUCAUGGUGGCGGCAGUGUGCAACCAGGUCUUCGGAUACCAGAAAUGA
Molecule: messenger RNA, 3816 nt
Organism: Effrenium voratum
Lineage: Eukaryota; Dinophyceae; Suessiales; Symbiodiniaceae
Source: the annotation of a GenBank genome assembly